This is a messenger RNA of Protomyces lactucae-debilis, 528 nucleotides long. Its product is annotated as 3-hydroxyanthranilic acid dioxygenase. The transcript has a single exon. Lineage: Eukaryota; Fungi; Ascomycota; Taphrinomycetes; Taphrinales; Protomycetaceae. The coding region runs from base 1 to 528 and encodes 175 amino acids. The record is from RefSeq and is a predicted model, not a curated record. Gene Ontology annotation, molecular function: 3-hydroxyanthranilate 3,4-dioxygenase activity; iron ion binding. Gene Ontology annotation, cellular component: cytoplasm. Gene Ontology annotation, biological process: quinolinate metabolic process; 'de novo' NAD+ biosynthetic process from L-tryptophan.
AUGAAGCCAGUCCCUGCACCCAUAAACUUUCCAGCAUGGCUCAAGGAGAAUGGUCACCUUCUGCAGCCUCCAGUCAACAACUACUGCCUCUAUAACGAGAAGGACUUUGUCGUCAUGGUGGUCGGCGGUCCAAAUGCGCGGAACGAUUAUCACGUCAAUACAACCGAAGAAUGGUUCUACCAAUACAAGGGCGACAUGCUGCUGAAAGUGAUUGAGAGUGGCGAAACAUUCAAGGAUAUUCCUAUCAAGGAAGGCGAGAUGUUUUUACUUCCUGCCAACACCCCACACAAUCCGGUUCGCUAUGCGGACACAAUUGGGAUCGUACUGGAGCGUGUGCGUCCAAGCGAUUCUGUGGACAAGCUGCGUUGGUACUGCGACAAACACAGCAGACCUGUUUUGAUUGCUGAAACAAACCUUGGUCACGUUACAAAUCUCGGUACACAGCUCAAGCCAGCAAUUGAACAGUGGCAGCAAACAGAGAGUAUGCGAAAGUGCCCUGACUGUGGCACUGUUGCGCCGCCAAAAUGA